AUGGGCGCCUCCGACAACCUGGCCCUGGGUCGGUCCACCUUCCUGGAGGAGCUGGGGGAGGCGUCGGCCAUCCUGAGCCAGGCCACGCCGGCCUCCCUGGUCAUCCUUGACGAGCUGGGGCGCGGGACCAGCACGGAGGACGGCGUGGCGCUGGCCCAGGCCACGCUGGAGCACCUGGCGACACGCACGCGCUGCCUGACGCUGUUCGUGACGCACUACCCCGAGGUCCCCGCCGCGGCCGCGCGGGAGGAGGGCCUGCGGGUUGCGGUCCGGCUGGGGCGCAUGGCGGUCCUGGAACGGGGGGGCACGCCACCCAGCAAACCUGCCAUCAUGAGUGGAAAAGGAGCCAAGGGACUGUCCGGAAAGGGAGCCAAGGGCACCCUCGGAGGCAUCAAGGGCGGAGACAAGAAGAAGCCCAUCUCGCGGUCUGCCAGGGCAGGUCUGCAGUUCCCCGUGGGUCGUGUGCACCGUCUGCUCAAGUCCCGUGCCACGGCCAACGGCCGUGUGGGAGCCACUGCCGCUGUGUACGCUGCCGCCAUCCUGGAGUACCUGACUGCUGAGGUGCUGGAGUUGGCAGGAAACGCCUCCAAGGACCUGAAGGUGAAGCGUAUCACCCCCCGUCACUUGCAGCUGGCCAUUCGUGGCGAUGAGGAGCUGGACACCCUGAUCAAGGCCACUAUUGCUGGUGGUGGUGUCAUUCCCCACAUCCACAAGUCCCUGGUGACCAACAAGCAGGGCAAGAAGGAGGGUCUGCUUCCCAUCAUCUAA
Molecule: messenger RNA, 768 nt
Organism: Auxenochlorella protothecoides
Lineage: Eukaryota; Viridiplantae; Chlorophyta; Trebouxiophyceae; Chlorellales; Chlorellaceae
Product: putative histone H2A variant 3
Exons: 7
Coding region: 1-768 (255 amino acids)
Biological process (GO): mismatch repair
Cellular component (GO): nucleosome
Molecular function (GO): mismatched DNA binding; protein heterodimerization activity; structural constituent of chromatin
Source: RefSeq, a predicted model, not a curated record